CCAGCACUUGAACAUUCCAUGGUCAGUGAGACCAGAAUGAAAAGGCACGCUUGCCAUCCUUGCUGUGUUUCCUGCCUGACUACAUAACUUUUACAAUGUCACUUGUGGAUAACUUGAUCAGAUUAGGGCGAAUCACGGGGUUGGCCAAUAGCAAUCGGAAGGAGUCUCCAGCGUCACUUGUUGCAUUAUUAGGAAAUGCAUCCGGAUAGACCUGCCCUGUGCAUGCUCAGUGCUGAUGUUCCUCUUUGUCUCUGCUGUCUAAUUCACGAGACGAGAUGAGCGUGGAUUGUUCGAGCAAUGCCAGCUGCCCUGCCCACAGCAUGGAGGACGAGCUGCCGGUUCAGAUGGAGGGCCACGGGCCCCUGAAGCUUGUUUUCACAGUGGUGUCAGCCCUGAUGGUGGGCCUGGUCAUGUUCUCCUUCGGAUGCUCGGUGGAGAUUCGGAAGUUGUGGUCACACUUCAGAAGACCCUGGGGCAUUGCGGUGGGGCUGAUUUGCCAGUUUGGGCUCAUGCCUCUGACUGCGUAUCUGCUAGCCCUUAGCUUCUCUCUGAAACCCUUCCAAGCUAUUACUGUCCUCAUCAUGGGGUGCUGCCCUGGGGGCACCAUCUCGAAUGUUCUGACCUUCUGGGUUGAUGGAGAUAUGGAUCUCAGCAUCAGUAUGACGACUUGCUCCACAGUGGCCGCCCUGGGGAUGAUGCCCCUCUGCCUCUACCUCUACACCUGGUCCUGGGACCUUAAGCAGAAUCUCACCAUUCCAUACCAGAGCAUAGGAAUUACCCUUGGGUCCCUGAUUGUUCCCGUGGCCUUUGGCGUCUACGUGAAUUAUAGGUGGCCAAAGCAAGCGAAAGUCAUUCUUAAGGUCGGGGCCAUUGUGGGCGGCAUCCUCCUUCUGGUGGUGGCAGUCACUGGUGUGGUCCUGGCCAAGGGAUGGAAUACAGAUGUCACUCUUCUGAUCAUCAGUUUCAUUUUUCCUUUGGUCGGCCACGUCACUGGCUUCCUGCUGGCAUUCCUCGCCCACCAGUCUUGGCAAAGGUGCAGGACGAUUUCCAUAGAGACUGGAGCCCAGAACAUCCAGCUGUGCAUCGCCAUGCUGCAGCUGUCCUUCACCGCCGAGCACCUGGCCCAGCUGUUUAACUUUGCCUUGGCCUACGGACUCUUUCAAGUGCUGCUGGGGCUCCUGAUUGUUGCAGCAUAUCAGGCAUACAAGAGGAGGCAGAAGAGCAAGCUCCAGAGGCAGCACCCUGGUUGCCCAGAGGUCAGCUACGAGAAGCCCAGAGAGACCAGUGCUUUCUUAGAGGAAGGAGAUGAAGCCGCUAUAACUCUGGGGCCACCGGGACCAGAGCAGCUGCACAGGGCUGCUGAGUAAUCAGCCACAUUCCAUCAUGGGAACAGGGGCCAGCUUGGCCCUCCAUCUUCCUUCGCGGCCAGGAAAGACCACGCACGGAUGUGUGAACGUCACUGGAGGAACUGUGUGAGCAAGCAGCAAACGGUUGAAUUCUUAGGUUCUUCCGUCCCUGUCUGUCUCCUGGGGAACAGUGAGUGGCCGCUGGCAGUGAGCAGCAGGCAUUUCCUGGUGAAGCUGGCCUCCGCCGUGGAUUUUAACGGAAGAGAGAGAACAUCAGUGUAGCGGAGACUCACACUGCAGGACGGAGCCCGUCCAGAUCCACUGACUUCUUGGCUGUGAGCAGGUGCUCUGGAGUGCUUAGGGAAGAGACACUCAGAAGAAAUAGGCUUCAAGGACAUGAGUUUUAAGGGAUCAAGCAUCUUGUAAUUUUGAUACAUGUGUGAUACUCUAAAGGAAACGGGAAGAAUCUAAAAAGUGAAUAUCUGGGUGAGUUCUUUCUCCAGAGAGGAACAGACAUGUGCCUAGAACCUCCAUAACAGAGACACAUGUGCAAACCUUGGGUAUCCUGUGUGCAAAGUCAUCUAAAAUGUCCAAAGUUUGUCCUCUGUGUUCUGACAUUGGCUGGCGAUGAUCUCGGAACAACUUUCUACAUCUGUCUGUGUUACCUACCUCAUUCUUUAGAACAGUGCUACGUCCAAGUGUUGUGUCAUAUAGGACAGUAACUUAUUUAACUCAUCGAUAUUAGCGAGUAUCCAGAUGCCUCCCAGUGUAGCGUGGCUGUGAGUGGCCCUCAUGCCCGUGUCCUUGUAGGACCCUUCCUGCAGUCUGCUGGACAGGCUCGCUGCUCCUCAAAAGGUUGGAUUGCUCUGUUUCGGAAGGGCUCUGUUGUUCAAUCUCACAAGCUUAAGAAAUGAUUUUUCAUUGCUUUGAUUUGUGAAAACAUCUCAUUAAAUUAUGACAUCAAAACAUGAA
Molecule: messenger RNA, 2318 nt
Organism: Myodes glareolus (Bank vole)
Lineage: Eukaryota; Metazoa; Chordata; Mammalia; Rodentia; Cricetidae
Gene: Slc10a6
Product: solute carrier family 10 member 6
Biological process (GO): bile acid and bile salt transport
Cellular component (GO): membrane
Molecular function (GO): bile acid:sodium symporter activity
Source: RefSeq, a predicted model, not a curated record